Messenger RNA from Penicillium concentricum, 1101 nucleotides. RefSeq names its product Frag1/DRAM/Sfk1 family protein. The transcript has 8 exons. The record is from RefSeq and is a predicted model, not a curated record. Gene Ontology annotation, cellular component: membrane. NCBI's taxonomy places the organism in Eukaryota, Fungi, Ascomycota, Eurotiomycetes, Eurotiales, Aspergillaceae. Bases 1 to 1101 code for a protein of 366 amino acids.
AUGUGGAUCCUCUCAUUCUGGCUUUUCCCCGUGAUAUCCGGGUGCAUGUGGUUAGCGACGUUAAUAGCCAUGAUGUCAACCUGGGCAGCGGACGGAAAACCAAGAUAUAUUACCAUGGACGAUGGGCUCACCAUUCCUUAUAUUUCCCAUAUCGGAGCCGAAGGAAUCAAACCGCUGUUCAUUGCCGGCAGUGCAGUCACAGUUGUGUUCAUGGAUCUCGGACUCCUCGCUGAGCGUUGGCUUCGCCAUGCCGGCCAACUUGCCCCGAACAAAGGGCGGCUCGACAAGGCCUGUGCUAUUGGAUCAAUUCUUUUCUCCAUUGCUGGGGCUGCAGGUCUCAUUCUUCUGUCCAUAUUCGACACGAAGAAUCAUCACAGCCUCCACAACGGCUUUUUGGGCAUGUUCAUAGGGUGCUACGUGGUCUGCGCCCUCCUGGUGUGUCUGGAAUACAUCCAAAUCGGCCGAUUCUACCAUCCACAAGCCCGUAUCUUGAUAGUCAGCUUCGCCAUCAAAGCUCUUUUCGUCGUCUGCGAACUUGCUGUCGCCAUUGCAUUUGGCGUAUGCAUGAACAAGGGAAAUAAGCAGAAUGCAGCAGCUGUUUUAGAAUGGGUCUCAACUAUCUCCCAUGUCAUCCAAUGCAUCAGUUCAAUAAUCGUCCUCGGGAUCACAGCCUGGGCAGUCCGCGAGACCAAAACCCUGACCGUGAUUUUCUCCUUGGUGGUGGCGGUCCUCACCCUAGUCGUCUAUGGCAUAACACUAAGCACCAGCUGCAUUACAAAACGCCAUAGAUGGCACGUUCUCCCUAUGCUUCUGACCGACGCAAUGAUUUCUUACCUCUGGCUCACUGCAUUCAUCUUCCUGGCUCGGGAUUUCAACCAGGUCAGCUGUAAGGUCCACCUCUGGAACAAAGAGGCAGUAUGUAGCCGGAAGUAUACGGUCGAGGCAUUCAGUUUCAUUGCAUUCUUUACUACUUUCGUGGCUCUGGUAUUCGAGACUUUGUAUACUUACAAGCCGACAGAUGAGACGAUGCGCGAGAAGAAAACCGGGGUGACAAGCUUGGAGGAUAAUCUCCGGAGUGCCGGGGUGAUGAGCCCAGGGUGA